Colletes gigas is the source of this 4155-nucleotide messenger RNA. It is a transcript of the gene mib1, whose product is annotated as E3 ubiquitin-protein ligase MIB1. Bases 63 to 3110 code for a protein of 1015 amino acids. The record is from RefSeq and is a predicted model, not a curated record. The transcript is spliced from 15 exons. Gene Ontology annotation, molecular function: protein binding; zinc ion binding; ubiquitin-protein transferase activity. Gene Ontology annotation, biological process: protein ubiquitination. Gene Ontology annotation, cellular component: cytoplasm. Lineage: Eukaryota; Metazoa; Arthropoda; Insecta; Hymenoptera; Colletidae.
UAGUAGAUUCGUGUUCUUUAAUUUUUUCGUGUUAUUAGUAGAAAAUUCGUCGUUAAUGAAUUAUGGAGGCUGGUGCGAGUACCGGUACUCGUACAACGCGAUUUAUGAUGGAAGGUGUCGGAGCUCGGGUCAUCCGUGGACCCGAAUGGAAAUGGGGUAAACAGGAUGGAGGAGAGGGUCAUGUGGGGACUGUUAGAAAUUUUGAAUCUCCAGAAGAAGUUGUUGUUGUUUGGGAUAAUGGUACUGCAGCUAAUUAUCGUUGUUCUGGAGCAUUUGAUCUUCGAAUUUUGGAUUCAGCUCCAACGGGUGUAAAGCAUGAUGGAACAAUGUGCGAUACAUGUAGACAACAACCAAUUUUUGGAAUUCGUUGGAAAUGUGCAGAGUGUGGAAAUUACGAUCUCUGCUCUAUUUGUUAUCAUGGUGAUAAACAUCACCUGAGACAUAGAUUUUAUCGUAUAGCAACUCCUGGAAGUGAAAGAGUCUUAUUAGAACCAAGGCGUAAAAGUAAAAAGAUUGCAAUUCGUGGUAUAUUUCCUGGUGCGAGGGUUGUGCGAGGUGUUGAUUGGCAAUGGGAAGAUCAAGAUGGUGGAAAUGGGCGAAGAGGUAAAGUCAACGAAGUUCAAGAUUGGUCAGCUGCUAGCCCACGAUCAGCAGCAUACGUUAUAUGGGAUAAUGGUGCCAAAAAUUUGUAUCGUGUUGGUUUUGAAGGCAUGGCGGAUUUGAAAGUCGUUAACGAUGCUAAGGGUCAGACAGUAUAUAGGGAUCAUUUGCCACUAUUAGGUGAACAGGGUCCAGGUCGAACUGGACCACAUGGAUUACAAAUUGGAGAUCAGGUUAAUGUUGAUUUAGAAUUAGAAAUAGUACAGUCAUUACAACAUGGACAUGGUGGUUGGACAGAUGGAAUGUUCGAAUGUCUCGGCACUACUGGCACUGUUGUUGGUAUUGACGAAGAUCAUGAUAUUGUCGUGUCAUAUCCAAGUGGAAAUCGGUGGACUUUCAAUCCUGCUGUAUUGACGAAAGUACAAAUACCAGUACCAGUUACCAGUUCAAGCUCUGAUAACCAAACAUUUGCGGUUGGAGAUUUGGUACAAAUAUGUAACGAUCUAGAGAAAAUUAAAUUGCUUCAACGCGGUCAUGGCGAAUGGGCCGAAGCAAUGGCACCGACUAUGGGGAAAAUUGGUAGAGUUUUGCAAAUAUAUCACGAUGGAGAUUUAAAAGUAGAAGUUUGCAGUACAUCUUGGACAUACAAUCCUCAAGCGGUCACGAAAGUAGCAAGUAGCGAUGGUAGUGUUCCAGGAAAUAGCAGUGGAGAACGUUUAUCGGCACUGUUGAAAAAAUUAUUUGAGACACAUGUCUCGGGCGAUGUUAACGAAGAAUUAGUAAAAACUGCCGCGAAUGGCGAUGCUGCUAAAUGUGAAGAAUGUUUGAAAAGACCCGAAGCUGAUGUAAACGGUGUAUUUGCUGGCCAUACUGCUUUGCAAGCUGCAAGUCAAAAUGGUCAUCUAGAAGUUAUUAAAAUUCUCCUCCGCUAUAAGGCAGAUGUAGAAAUUGAAGAUAAAGAUGGCGAUAGAGCUGUACAUCAUGCAGCUUUUGGAGAUGAACCGGGUGUAAUGGCAUUGUUGGCUGGUGCUGGAGCUGACUUGAAUGCGAGAAAUAAAAGGCGUCAAACAGCCCUCCAUAUCGCGGUUAACAAAGGACAUGCCGGUGUAGUGCGUACGUUGCUGGAAUUAGGUUGCCAUCCGAGUUUACAGGACUCAGAAGGUGACACUCCCCUUCACGAUGCAAUCUCUAAGAAACGGGAUGACAUGUUGGCUCUGUUGUUGGACCAUGCCGCAGACAUCACCCUCACGAACAACAAUGGCUUCAACGCUCUGCACCACGCCGCUCUUCGUGGAAACCCGAGCGCGAUGCGAGUACUCCUCUCCAAACUUCCGAGACCAUGGAUAGUUGACGAGAAAAAGGACGACGGUUACACGGCCCUUCAUCUGGCUGCCCUCAACAAUCACGUCGAAGUUGCUGAACAGCUGGCACGUGCUGGAAAAGCUGACCUGGAUUUGCAAAAUGUCAAUUUGCAGACCGCGCUGCAUCUCGCCGUCGAGCGACAACACACGCAGAUCGUUCGUCUGCUGGUACGCGAGGGCGCCAACUUGAACGUGGCCGACAAGGACGGCGACACGCCUCUUCACGAAGCCUUGAGAUAUCACACGUUGUCGCAGCUGCGACAGCUGCAGGACGUCCAGGACGUCGGACGCCUCCUGAUGGGUCUGGGCGCGCAGGGCCAGGACAAGAAGAGUAGCUCGUUCAUUGCCUGCUUCCUCGCUGCCCACGGAGCCGACCUGGAAUUGAAGAACAAGAAGGGACAGACUCCCCUUGACCUCUGUCCGGAUCCGAAUCUCUGCAAAACGCUAACUACUUGCCACAAGGACAGAGAAUCACACAAUAUUGAAGCGACAGUCCCGUCAGCGACGAUCGACGAGUGUUUGGUCUGCUCGGAUGGAAAACGUGAAAUGCUCUUCAGCCCCUGCGGACAUGUCGCUUGUUGCAACACUUGUGCGCCAAGGGUGAAGAAAUGUCUGAUCUGCAGGGAGAACGUUCUGUCCAGAAUGAAGAUUGAGGAGUGUGUCGUUUGUUCUGAUCGCAAGGCUGGCGUACUGUUUCGUCCGUGUGGGCACAUGUGUGCUUGCGAAGGUUGCGCUGCGCUUAUGAAGAAAUGCGUCCAAUGCAGAGCCCAGAUUCAACACAUGGUGCCGUUGUCCCUCUGUUGCGGUGGAGGAGGAGACGUCACUUACGUUAAAGGCUGCAAUACUUCAGGUACUAUCUCGGAGGUAAAAAGCGAUCCAGAGGAAGAACCAACAACGAGCAAACAAACUACCGGAAACGGGGAACCUCUCAUGAACAACGGAAGCAUAGAUAAAACUCUGAGCGAUAUAGAGAAACUUGAACAACAACUUCAGGACAUCAAGGAACAGACCAUGUGUCCAGUUUGCCUGGAUCGUUUGAAGAACAUGAUAUUCCUAUGCGGCCACGGAACCUGCCAAAUGUGUGGAGACCGGAUGUCAGAAUGCCCGAUAUGCCGGAAGGCGGUAGAUAGACGGAUUUUACUCUAUUAAACAUAGGAAACUGAAUACUUUUUCAGGCCGGAGUUUUGUAUAGGUAAAAGAUUAAAAGAAUAAUUAAAUAUUGCGCCGACUCAGACGCAAAUUUUAUACCACUUUAAAGUUUCGAGAUCUGAAUUAUUAUUAUAACCAGAGUUGGGCAAAUUUUGUUCCUGAAUAACGAAUAAUAUUUUUGGAUUAAUUCGUAAACUAACGUCCGUUUACGUUCCAUUUGUAAAUUUAUUCUACGACGCGAUAUUUAAUUGUUCCUUUAUUAGAAAAGAGUGACUGAAGGAAGAACUUCAUUUCUUCACGAAACUUAAAACUUCGGCUCUUAAUUAUGCGACGCAAUUAUAAUUGAUCGAUCAAUCGAAAUAGAUUAUUGACUGCGGAUCACGCAAAACACGAAACGGACGUAAUAAUUAUAGCGAAGUAUGAAAGAAAUUAGUCACUGUCUAAUAAGUAUAAGCAGUGCUGUGUUUCCUUUCUUUCUUCAAUUAAUUUUAUCCGACAUAUAAUCAAUAAUAAAUAGACAAUUGUCUUCUAGUAAUUAUCAUUAGUCGAUAAGCACAUUUAAGACAUUUCCAUGUAUUCAUACUGAUGUUUACAAUUACCGCGGUACAUAACUUGUACGCACAAUUGUCAUUUGACUAUAUUCGAUAAAAAUUCAAACAGUACUACGAAUGGUAUUGUUAAACUACAAUUUCCUACAGAGUCAAGCCAGCGAAUCUUUCACGAAGCUUUUGCUUUCCUUAAUCGGGUAUAAUCAAUCAGUGGGGCAAGAAAAUUUGUAUUUUGCAAUAGUGAUAGUUAAGCAAUGAUGCUGGAAUUUCAGCGUGCUAUUAUCUAUUUUACAUUGUAUUAAACAUGCAUUCUAUGCUCUUGUCUUUUGUUACAAGAGCUCUUUUGUGUUUGUUAUUAAUUUUUUUUUGUAACAGAUUUUAUAGUAUAUAAUUCUCUUGUCCUGCAGUCACUGUGCAUAAAUUUCUUGUAAAUAUGUUCCACCUAUUCUUUUCUCAGCCUAAUAAUUAAUAUAGCUGCAUCUGCUUUCCCUACUUGA